UGAUGGUGGGGUUGGUCAGUGAGGUCUGGUCUCCAUGACGGGAUGUGUUGAUGUUAACUUGAUGCUCUAACUUCUCCACGAAAUGCCGCUCCAGAUGCAAGGAGGCCUUAUGCAGAACAAUGUAGAGCCCAUGGUAAUCGAUAUGGCAGUGGAGGAAAAUGACAACACGGAGGAAGAGCCAGUAAUUGUGGAGAGCACCUCACUUGAUUUAGAGACUUACGCCAACUGCUACAGUGGCCUUGCAAAGCUACAGCGACUUGUUUUUAUAGCCGAUCGAUGUCCUCAGUUACGUGUAGAAGCCCUUCGAAUGGCCAUACAUUAUGUCCAGACAACUUACAAUGUCAACCUAUAUACUCAACUCCACAGGAAGAUGCAGGAGGCAGUCAGUGGAGCCAAUGCAGGAAAUGCGAGUCUACCAGAUAUAGCAGGUGGUCAAGUAGGGAGUGGAACAGUAGCCAAUUUACCUGCCCUUGACAUGCAGUGGGUUGAAUCUCGGGCCAAAAAAGCUGCAUUGAAAUUGGAGAAACUUGAUACUGACCUCAAGAAUUCUAAGGUUAACAGUAUCAAGGAGUCAAUUCGGCGAGGUCAUGAUGAUUUAGGUGAUCAUUAUUUGGACUGUGGUGAUCUUUCAAAUGCCUUGAAAUGUUACUCUCGUGCCAGAGAUUAUUGCACCUCCUUCAGACAUAUUAUCAACAUGUGUCUUAAUGUGAUUAAGGUUUCCAUUUACCUAAACAACUGGUCACAUGUCCUGAGCUAUGUAAGCAAAGCUCAAGCAACUCCAGAAGUUUCAGAAUCAAGGCCGAGCAAUAACAAAGACCAGUCAGCUGUAAUCCAAACCAAAUUAACGUGUGCUGCAGGAUUGGCACAAUUAGCAACUAGAAAAUACAAGCCUGCGGCCAAGAGCUUUCUUGGGGCUCAACUCGAUGCCUGUGAUUUUCCUGACCUCCUGUCCACAUCAAAUGUAGCAAUGUAUGGUGGUCUCUGUGCAUUGGCUACUUUUUCUCGUCAAGAACUACAGAAACUGGUCAUCUCUAGCAGUUCCUGCGUGGAGCAUCCUCGCAGGAACUGUUCUUUUAAGCUGUUUUUGGAAGUGGAGCCCCAAUUACGUGACAUCAUAUUUAAGUUCUACGAGUCUAAAUAUGCUUCCUGCCUCAAACUUUUAGAUGAAUUAAAAGAUAUUCUGAUGUUGGACAUGUAUCUUGCACCUCACCUAAACACGCUCUACACUCGUAUUAGGAAUCGCGCACUUAUCCAAUACUUCAGCCCGUACAUGAGUGCGGAUUUGGAGAAGAUGGCUGUGGCUUUCAAUACUACAAUUUCUGCAUUAGAAGAUGAGUUAAUGGCUCUAAUACUAGAUGGACAAAUUCAGGCUCGGAUAGACUCUCAUAAUAAGAUCUUGUAUGCCAAAGCAGUGGAAGAAAGGAGUAUGACUUUUGAGCGAUCGCUGGAGAUGGGUCGUGAACACAUCAUGCGGGUCAAAGGCCUUAUCCUGCGUUCAGCACUCAUCAAGAAUCAGAUUCAUGUUAAGAGUCCGCCGCGGGAAGGUAGUGGAGGGGGUGGGCAAGGAAGUGGAGAUGUCACUAUGGCAGCUACUAACAGUUCUGCAGCUGCUCCCAGGAACUAGAAUAUACAUGCCAGUGUCCAGGCUGUGUUGAGACUAAAUCUAGGCAAAAUAUCAGUCUGUGUGUUUGGCCCACUAUGUGUGCCACGAGAGAUGAGACUCUGUAAAACUUGCUCAUUCGAGUUCUAUAUCUACAGUGCUGUACUGUACUGAGUCAUUUCUUGUUCAAUAUGGCAAAAGAUGCGUGUUUGUGAAAAUAUUCACUCGUGACAGUUAUGCAGGAGUUCUGUGACACUCUUGCCUGUUUAUUUGAAGCACGAUCUAACACAACAUCCAAGUGUGCUUAGUCCUUUGUGUGGUGAUCACUGACUUGUGAACACUAGCAAAUGAACCUCAGGAGGUCUGAAUUAUGUAUAUCUAUGCUAUUUACUUGGUGUUCGUUAUACCACAUUGUAUAGUAAAACACAACCAAGACAAAUUCAAGUGCUCACAUAAACUACAGUGCGUCAUUAAAGUGAAUAGCCAAAGCAUCAAAUCAAGAUUAUAAACUGCAGCAUUUGUGAUUUAACACCAUUAUUAAAUUUUUAUGUAGAAUGAUGUGCUGUAUUUUAUAUGUAAUUUUUUUGAGUUGAUUGCUAACUAAUUUAAAAGAAAGGUUCUGAAUUGACAUAGUUAUAAAUUUUGUUUAGUACGAGUUUCUGAAAGGGAUUACAGUUAGUAUUUUUUUUUUUUUGUUUAGGGACCAUUACUAAAAAAAAAAAGUGGCAGUGAACUGCAGGUUUUUGACUAGUCUUGUCACUGUGUGUGUGUGUGUGUCACAAAUGCUGCUAAUACAACAAUAUAAUUGGUUAUUCAUGUGUUCUGUAGCUUGUGUUAUAGCUCCCAUUACCUGUUGCCUAUUUAUUGCGUUUGAAAAUUUUUGGUAUUUACCUAUCAUCAUGCACAGACCAAGUCACUAGUCUAGACUUUUAAGUCAAAGUUUUGUUUAUUAAAUUGAGAGUUCAGCAGGAAAUACAGGGUUGUCACAUUCUGUAAUUUUUGUUAUUUUAUAAUGCAGCAAGUACAUAUAUUUACUAGUAAGAAAUGCAGUGUUCCUAAGAAUUUUGCAGCUGCCUUGGAAGUUACAGUGGCCAGUUAUCUAUAGGGUUUUACUCUUCAGUGUAAUGCUUUGAGAUUCUUAAUCACAGUGUAUGCACAGAAGAUCAUACAUAGUGUAUUACCCAAUGACAUGCUGAUUCACUGUUUUGCACCCUCUAACCAGGUUGCCCAAGUCCCCUCGAAGUCUAAGGACAUCUGGUUUUAAAUGACUCAAAAAAAAAUUGAGAAAUUGAUUUAAGCCAAAUAAUCUUUGCUCUUGCAUCAGCACUGCUUGAGGCUUGCCACCAGUGUAUAUGUUGAGGAAAAGAGAAGCAGCAUCUCACUUUAACGAAUUUAAAAUCAUCCUAAGGAUCCAGUCACAAGCUGAGAAGUGGUCUUAAAGGAGAAACAGAAACUUCUCCAUCCAUAUUAAUUGUGCAAACCUUCACUUUGGGCUGCAGUGUUAAGAGUGGCUGGGGAAAAAAAAAGGUGAUUUUCUAUUGAGAAUAGUAAAAUAAUAACACUUA
This is a messenger RNA of Cherax quadricarinatus, 3165 nucleotides long. RefSeq names its product COP9 signalosome subunit 1b (gene CSN1b). The record is from RefSeq and is a predicted model, not a curated record. Gene Ontology annotation, cellular component: COP9 signalosome. Lineage: Eukaryota; Metazoa; Arthropoda; Malacostraca; Decapoda; Parastacidae.